Mytilus californianus (California mussel) is the source of this 1363-nucleotide messenger RNA. RefSeq lists its product as uncharacterized. Bases 103 to 1140 code for a protein of 345 amino acids. NCBI's taxonomy places the organism in Eukaryota, Metazoa, Mollusca, Bivalvia, Mytilida, Mytilidae. The record is from RefSeq and is a predicted model, not a curated record. The transcript has 8 exons.
UAUAAAGGAUUGACACUAACCAACUCCAUAGCAAAGUUUAAUUCAAUUUGAAGUAAAGCCGUACUGAUUGAAAUAUAAAGUUGUGCAGAGCAAUCGAGAACAAUGGAAGAAACAGUUGGAGUAACAAAAUGUAGUAAAGAAGAAACAAAAGAUUACCAGAAUUUAACUGACAACAAAACCAGCAAGUUUCAAAACAGUGCCAUGGAAGGUACUAAUAAAAAGGCGGUUUUAGAUAAAGCUGAAGACAUCGAGUUUGAAAAUGAAAAUCGUCAUUGUAUUAAUGUAAGUAAAACGGAUGUUCAAAGAGCAAAGCUUUGUUUAACAGAAAACGAAACUGGUAGUAACAAUAUCAUAGUAAACAUAGAAACUCGUUACAUUUCUAAAGAAGGAUACUUUCAACAUACCGUUGUGUCUGAACACCAAAAGGAACGGAUGCUUUCUAUAUUCAGUGGUAGAUUAAAAUUUGGAAAUAAAAAUCAGCUUCUAACCCUCUUUGACGAGGAUGUCACAUUGAUGACUCAUGAAGACGUGUUAGCCCGUUUAAGGAACAAUAUGGAUGAAAAGAAUCAUUGCAAUACAGGAACAGUCAAGGAAGAAAUAUGUGAAACUGACGGUUAUACUCUAGGUUCAGCUAUUAGUGGAGAAGUUCAUUAUGAGACUUCAGGAUCAGCAAACAAAUGUGAAAGACAACGUAUGAUUACCCUGGAAGACAGACAAACAUCCAAGUUUAUGCAAAUACAAAACGGACAAAUUGCUUUUACAGAACUUAUUUCGUCACGAUUGUGUAUGAAAGUUGGAGAUUUCCACAAAAGCCAUUUUAAAGAAGAAAGUCACCUGAAUCAAGAUGGAACUUACUGGUUAAAGCGUUAUAUUGGUGAAGAACAUAAGCAAUAUCUUAACAUUACACAGGAUGGAUACAUUACAUUGCGAAAGGAUAGAGGUACUUUCUUUCAAAUAAAGAGUUCCAGUAAAGGAGCGUUUUUCAUAGUUGAGGAAAUGGCUGAAAAGAAAUUGCUUUGUUUCAAUGGGCAUAGCAUUCGAUUUGUAGAAUAUCCAAAUAGCCAAAAUAACAUGAAUUAUAUUGAUUAUAUUCCAGAGAAAUUUAGAUUCCAAGUGAAAAAAGUACUUUGUAAUAGAUAAUGAAAUAAUUAUUUGUCAAUGAAUCGCAACUACCUUUACUCUACUAUGAGCUGCUAACAGUGGCAAAACAAAGUAGUAUACUUGCAAUUCAGCAUUUUGAGAGAUUGUCAAUGCCUAUAAUUUGUGACAUUGUCAGUGUCUACAUGUGGAAUUAUACACACUUUACUGAUGUAAACUAAAGGACACCGAAUGUAUUACGAAUAAAGAAACAAAAACAUAAUAA